This is a messenger RNA of Helianthus annuus (common sunflower), 3587 nucleotides long. RefSeq names its product protein STICHEL-like 4. Gene Ontology annotation, molecular function: DNA clamp loader activity; ATP hydrolysis activity; ATP binding. The transcript is spliced from 7 exons. The record is from RefSeq and is a predicted model, not a curated record. The coding region runs from base 301 to 3348 and encodes 1015 amino acids. Gene Ontology annotation, cellular component: DNA polymerase III complex; nucleus; DNA replication factor C complex. Gene Ontology annotation, biological process: DNA-templated DNA replication; DNA repair. Lineage: Eukaryota; Viridiplantae; Streptophyta; Magnoliopsida; Asterales; Asteraceae.
ACAAACGCUCAAACAACAACUGGGUUUAUUAUCGAAGUGUCAAGUUCCCAGGCACUAUUGUCAGCAUCACCAAUAUUACAUUACUCUCUCUCUAGAACCACACUUUCUCUCUCUAGAACCACCACCACCACCAUCACCAUCUUAUUCUUCUUCACUCUCUGUUCCUAACGAACCCACAUUGACAGCUGCAACUGUCUGCCGCUAGUCAACCAAAACCCUCGUGAAGUUGAUGUAAAAGAUCUCAGAUUUAAUGAAGAAAACGGGUCACUUGCUACUUUGCCUCUAAUUCAGAAUCGGAUCAUGACCCGAGUUGUUCGUGAUCGGAUACUUAAAGAUGCUAAUGGCGAUAUUAGUGAUCAUUUGCGGAAUCAUAUCCAUUUGACCAAUUGUAUUCACUUGAAAAACCAUAUGCACAAAAGCCCGAUAACCACCGAUAGGUCGCUUAUUCGAGACCUUGUUGUUCUUCAACGGUCAAGAUCUUUACGGGAUCCUUCCAUGAGCCCGCCCCCGUUUCAGUCCCCUUCUGGCGGUGGCGGUGGAGAUGGUGGUGGAAGGCGGUCAGUUGGUUUAUCCGGCAACUCCUCGUCUAAUGUGGGUACGGGUGAUGCGGUUCAUAGAAGAAUCAAGAAAGAAGAAUCGAGUAGGCGGAGUUUUAACGACGAUUCUCCGUUAGACGCUGCGAAUUUGGCUCGCGAUAUUUACCCCGGGAGUUCGGAUAGUAAAGGUAAACAAAAAGCGCGAAAAAGUAUCAAGAACAACAAGCAAGAUGAUCAUGUGAAAACUCUUUUACAACAAUUGAACGAUGUCCCGAUCGAUAGUGAUAAUGUGGCUUCGUCACACAAUCGUUUUCACGGUGGUGUUGACGUUGAAUCAAGCCUGCAUAGCCACGGUGUUAAUCGGGUCAAAAGGCGGAAGUUUAAAGGCGGAAGACGGGCUUCUCGGGCACCGAAAAACGAGGUGUCAAUGGCUUCUAAUUUUGUACCACACGUUGACUAUAAUGGUCAACAAAAUGUUUCCGGGGGUCCGAAAAAUGGUUGCGGGAUUCCGUUUAAUUGGUCGAGAAUUCACGAUCGGGGGAAAUCGUUUCUGGAUAUAGCAGGAAAGAGUCUCUCGUGCGGUUUAUCAGACUCAAGGUCAAAGCGAGGUGGUCAACGGGACUCGGGUCAAGGUCAAAUACCCGUUUUGUCUGACGACUCUGCAUCAUUUACAAACGGUGAAUCGCUGCCUUUGUUAUUGGACGGUUCUCAAGAAAGUCGCGAAAAUCCCGCCGCAUGGGUGCAUGAUUAUUCUGGUGAAUUGGGAAUUUACGCAGAUAAUUUAUUAAACAGUGGAACCGAUUCGGAUCUUGCUUCCGAAGCGCGAUCGGGUCACCAAAAACGCUCUAGCGACAAUACUCGCCACCAAAAUCUCACGCAAAAAUACGCGCCACGAACGUUUCGGGACCUCGUUGGACAGAAUCUGGCAGUACAAGCUCUCUCAAACGCAAUUGCGAAAAAGAAAGUCGGGCUGCUUUACGUCUUUUACGGGCCCCACGGCACCGGAAAGACAUCGUGUGCACGCAUAUUCGCUCGAGCGUUAACUUGUCAAUCUUUGGAUCACCCGAAACCAUGCGGGUAUUGCAACUCUUGUGUCGCACACGACAUGGGUAAAAACCGAAGCGUUCGUGAAGUGGGUCCCGUUCACAAUCUCGGAUACAAAAGAAUCAUGGAACUUAUGGAGAACAUGAUCCUUUCUCACAUGCCCUCACAAUAUCGCGUUUUCAUAAUCGAUGAUUGUGACUCUUUGCCUCCUAAUUGUUGGAGUGCGAUAUCGAAGGUUAUCGAUCGAGCUCCAAGGCGUAUGGUUUUUCUGUUAGUCAACUCGAGUCUCGAUGUUUUGCCGCAUAUAAUAAUAUCCAGGUGUCAAAAGUUUUUCUUUCCUAAGUUGAAAGAUGCAGAUAUUAUUUAUACGUUACAAUGGAUUGCAACGAAAGAAGAUUUUGAAAUUGAUAAAGAUGCGUUGAAGCUUAUUGCUUCGAGAUCCGACGGAUCGUUGCGGGAUGCGGAAAUGACGCUUGAGCAGUUGAGUUUACUCGGGCAACGUAUAUCGGUCUCUCUUGUUCAAGAACUGGUUGGACUUAUAUCUGAUGACAAAUUAGUCGACCUACUCGAUUUAGCAUUAUCAGCCGAUACAGUGAAUACCGUAAAACAUUUAAGAGAAAUCAUGGAAUCGGGCAUCGAGCCAUUAGCUUUAAUGUCACAACUUGCAACCGUAAUAACCGAUAUUCUCGCGGGCAGUUACAAUUUCAUGAAAGAAAGGUCAAAACGGAAGUUCUUUAGACAACAAGCUCUAUCUAAAGAAGAUAUGGAGAGGCUGCGGUUAGCAUUGAAGACGUUAUCCGAAGCGGAAAAACAGCUCAGAACGUCGAACGAUAAGUUGACUUGGUUGACCGCUGCUUUGUUGCAACUUGCGCCAGAUCAGCAGUAUGUAUUACCGACAUCUUCGGUUGAUACUAGCAUUCAUUACAGUCCAACGGGGUUAAGUAAAGGUGGUCGACGAGAUGGCCCACGCAAAAGUAACUUUGAGCAUGGUGAGACAGCCGGGAUUCAAAGGAAUUUUUUGAAAAACGUUGGAAAUUCGAUGAAAAUGAAAGAAAGAUUGUAUCAGCAAGAAGUUGAUGAAAUUUGGUUGGAGGUGCUUGAGAAUAUUCAGAUAAAUAGCAUUAAAGAGUUUUUGUAUCAUGAAGGAAAGCUGACGUCACUCAGUUUCGGCGCCGCUCCAACCGUCCAGCUCAACUUCACGUCACACGUUACAAAGUCAAAGGCCGAGAAAUUCAAAACCCAUAUAUUAAAAGCAUUUGAGCAUGUUCUUGGAUCACCCGUUACAAUCGAAAUGAGAAGCGAAUCACGAAAAGAAACAGGGGAAUCUCAAGAAGACUUGUACGCAAAAAGAAGUGAGAUCGUUGAAGUCGAAGAACCGAAAGCUAAGUUGCAUAUCGAUAAUUAUAAUAAUGAAAAAACAGAAGCUACCACAUCGCAUAACGGUUCAAGUAUCGGUUUUCAAAGACGAUUAGGGGAACAAAGUCAAUCUUUGAGUUUAGUCAAAGGUAAAGUCUCUCUCGCAAAUGUAAUUCAGCAAGCGGAAUCACAUAGAAAUGGUUGGUCAACACGCAAAGCGGUUUCCAUUGCGGAAAAACUUGAACAAGAGAAUCUGAGAAUGGAACCGAGAUCAAGAAGCUUGCUGUGCUGGAAGGCAUCUAGAGUUGCUCGUCGCAAGAUUUCUCGAUUGAAAUUUAGACCAAGAAAGCCACGGGCUUUGCUGAGAUUCGUGUCUUGUGGAAGGUGUCUUCCAACUAGAUCGCCGAGGUAAUACAAAAAUGUUUAGAACACGUUAGUCUUUUCUGUUUUUAAGCAUUAAUUUAUCGGCCGAUUAGCUUUGACUAAUAAAAGUCAACCCCAAGAACACAAAUGAUUAAUGAGUAUUUCUUUUAUUUUUCUAGCUUUUAAUGUUCUUUGUAGGCCUUGUAAACAAUUGUAUUCUUUGAUGAAAUUGUAAUAUUUUUCUUUGAUGUAGAAAAAAACCAGUUGGCUAAAGUCAUGAAACUUUUU